This is a messenger RNA of Perkinsus marinus ATCC 50983, 964 nucleotides long. RefSeq lists its product as hypothetical. Bases 26 to 907 code for a protein of 293 amino acids. The transcript has a single exon. NCBI's taxonomy places the organism in Eukaryota, Perkinsozoa, Perkinsida, Perkinsidae. The record is from RefSeq and is a predicted model, not a curated record.
UCAGUGAAGUAGAGAUCCAUCAUAAAUGAUUCCAACUGCGCUCACUCUUCUUGGUAUUAUAUACUUUUCAAUCGCGUCCCAGGAGCAAAAGGUGUAUAUCAAGCCAAUCUCCGUGGCGCAGCCAGGACUAGGCAGCCAAUGGAAUCAGCUCCUUGUUGCCUUCUACCCCAACGGCCAAGAGGUAAACCUUGCAGUUGACACAGGGUCCACUCGAACGUUCCUUGUGUGGAGAGCUCAGUAUGAAAGGGUUAAGCCAGGCGGCUGUCAUGACUUAAUUUAUCAUUGCUUCGGCUGUUCUCCCAAACCAUGCGAGCCCGGCCCCCUUUCGACGUACAAGUUCUACGAUGGAAGAGAAGUCACCAUGUUCAGCCACCUUGUUCAUAUUGAUAAUGUGGGAAAUGUCCCGUUUGGCCUGGUGACAAGCCCCGAGAAAACUCCUUGGGCAUCUCUGGGGCUUUCAUUGCAUGGCGUUUUCUCUCCUCGGUACCCAUUAUUCAUUGACGUGCUCCUGAUAGCGGGUAUCGUCACUAAGAAAGAAUACACGAUAUACCUCAAUACUACCGGCUUUGGUCGUCUUAUCUUCGGUGGUGAUUAUCCAAUGAGACAGGACGGUCCGUUGAGGUACGUCUCGACUUGGCUAAGUGGCCUGGGCCCGCCAGCCAUUGACAUGAUGGGCUUUCUCGUCGGGGAUGACUGCGUGGAUGAAGUUCCCAUGGAUUCUGCUGCCUUUUUGGCCACUGGCUUGGGUUAUAUACAGAUAGCAGAUUCUUUAAAGCAGCCGGUAUUGAAGUUGCUCGAGAAUGCCGGAGUGAAACAUGUGGCUAUCAGGGAGGAGUCCGGCGUCUUCAAGAUCGACUGUGAGGAUAUUGAGUACUUGCCAUCUAUUACUUUUUUUCUCAAGGUUUGAAUGGUAGGAAAACUCCUCUCGUGAUUUCUCCAAAUAGUUUGAGGACCAAACUCGUAG